Trichoderma asperellum CBS 433.97 is the source of this 1538-nucleotide messenger RNA. RefSeq lists its product as uncharacterized. Gene Ontology annotation, cellular component: cytosol; nucleus. Gene Ontology annotation, biological process: protein folding. Gene Ontology annotation, molecular function: Hsp70 protein binding; Hsp90 protein binding. The record is from RefSeq and is a predicted model, not a curated record. Lineage: Eukaryota; Fungi; Ascomycota; Sordariomycetes; Hypocreales; Hypocreaceae.
AGCUCUUCGGGCUGUGUGGCUCUUACAGCAACAGCGCAGAAAAUCAGAGACAAGAAAUAUACCUGUAUUCUACUUUCUUAUUACACACGCAGUAUAUCCAACUGUAAUCCAAGAGCGGCGCAUAUCCGUGUGCCACCGUCUCCAAAAGCGAUGAGUAUAGACCAGCUCGCAGACCAGGUUGAGCAGGCCAUGAGCCUUGCCCAGGAAAAUCCAUCUGAUGCGACUGCACCAAGCCUUCCGCCGGCGCUGGCCAUCGCCAAGAACAAAUCUGUGGACGAGAUCCUGGCAGAUCUGAACAAGUCGCCGCUAUUUAUGACGGAGAUGGAGGAUAAUGACGAUAUCGCUGCGUUGCAAGCACUGGCAUAUGAAGGCACGCCGCUGGAGAAUGCGACGGACUUCAAGGAGCGUGGAAACGAGUGCUUCAAAGCGAGGGGCUAUAGAGACGCAGAGCAGUUUUACGGAAAGGGAAUUUCCAUUCUAUUCGUCGAGGAGAGAAAAAGGGCAAAGGGAGAGGUCACCAAGAAUCCUGAGACUGGAGAGCCGGACUCUGAGGAGGAGAUCAAGCAGCAGAAGGAGACGCUCGAGGCCAUGUACAUGAACCGUGCGGCGUGCCAUCUGGAGAUGCAAAACUACCGCAGCUGCUGGACGGACUGUGCGGCGGCGCUGCGGCUCAACCCGCGGAACGUCAAGGCGUAUUAUCGCAGCGGAAAGGCGCUGCUGGCGGUGGAUCGCAUAGAGGAGGCCGACGACGUGUGUGCCAGAGGUCUGGCAAUAGAGCCGGAGAACAAAGCCCUGAGGACUGUCGCCGACGGCAUCAUUAAGCGCGCGAAGACGCUGGACGAGCUGAAGCGCAAGGCCGCGGAAAGGGAGGCGAAGAAGCAGCGACGGGCACUGCUCUUGAAGACGGCCCUCGUGGCGAGGGGUAUCAAGACGCGGAAGACGGAACAGCCGCCUGAGAUGGAAGAUGCAAAGAUAACUCUGUUGCCGGAUGAGGAUGAUCCUUCGUCCGAGUUGGCCUUUCCAACGGUUCUGCUCUAUCCCCUACAUCUGGAAUCUGAUUUCAUCAAGGCCUUUCAGGAGACGCAUACGCUGGAGGACCAUCUCGGAUAUAUUCUUCCCCUGCCGUGGGAUAAAGAGGGGGCGUAUACGCUCGCUGGGGUGACGUGUUACGUGGAGACAAAGGAGGGUGGCUUGAUCAAGAUGGGCAAGAGGGUGCCUUUGUUGAAGGUGUUGGCCGGAGGGAAAGUAGAGGUUGUGGAUGAGGUGGUGAGGAUAUUUGUUGUGCCGACUUCGAAGGCGGAUGGAUGGGUAAAGGAGUUUAAGGAGAAGAGAGCGGCGGAGAAGGGAGAGAGGAGUUGAAAAAAAGAAAAAUUACGACAUAGACACUCGAUUUGGAAGGAAAAGCAAAAUUCUGUAUUCAAGGAGAAAGAAGAGAGAAAUGAAAUAAAUUAGAUGCAUCUAGAAGAGGUGAAGACCUCGACAUGACCUAUCAGGAAAUAAAGCAAAGCGGCCUAAAUAACUAUCAUACACGAUUGGUC